Molecule: messenger RNA, 3684 nt
Organism: Oryza brachyantha (malo sina)
Lineage: Eukaryota; Viridiplantae; Streptophyta; Magnoliopsida; Poales; Poaceae
Exons: 4
Coding region: 87-3380 (1097 amino acids)
Molecular function (GO): DNA binding
Source: RefSeq, a predicted model, not a curated record
UUCCACUCCCCCAUUUCUCUCUCGUCUCCAUCCUCUCUGAACAAUCCACCCCCACGCCGCGCGCGGCGCGCCCCAAAUCCGCCGCCAUGGGGACGGAGGUCGUGGACAUGCGGGCGCUGUCCCAGUCGGAUCUCCUGGCGCUGGCGGCGGCGGCGUCGGCUUCGCCCCGCGCCGCCGACCCCCGCCGCGGCCGCGACGCCGACGUCCUCCCGCCCCCGAAGAUCGAUCGCACCGUCUUCAAUGAGAGCGCCGGCUCCCGUAAGCAGACCUUCUCCCGCCACCGCGUCGCCACUAACGUCUCCCACAGCCUGACACCCGCCACCGCGUCCUCCUCCACCGCCGCCGCCGCCGCCCCCACCGAGGAGGACUCGGAGAACCGCCUCAUCGUGUUCCAUCUACAGCGCCUCUUCGCGGGAGAGGAACCCUCCUUCCAUUCCACGCCCCAGAUUACACCCCGACCCCAACCGCAAACCCUAACCCCGCCCGCGAUUGCCGCGCCCGUGACCCCCGCGCCCUCCCUGCCGACGCUGACUCCCUCGAAUGCCGACCUCGAGGUGAUGAAUCCGAAGGGGGUGGCAGUCGAUCUGGCGAGGCUCGCGGAGCUAGUGGAUCCCUACGGGGAGGAGAUGCAGAGGCGGACUGCAGGAUUGGGGGCAGAAUCUGAAUUGUUAGGUUUUAUGAAUGGACUGGAGGGUCAGUGGGGGAGCCGACGGCGGCGGAGGAAGUUUGUGGAUGCCUCUAUGUUUGGUGACCACCUGCCCCGUGGGUGGAAGCUGCUACUUGGCCUCAAGCGCAAGGAGCGUGUCGCUUGGAUCAAUUGCCGGCGUUAUGUUAGCCCCAGCGGACAGCAGUUUGCUAGUUGCAAAGAAAUUUCUUCCUAUCUCAUAUCUCUUCUUGGAUAUGUGGAGGCAAAGCCAACUGCCAUUCAGAACAGCAAUGCAGGAGUGCAUGAAUUACACACUGUUAAUUCUGUAGGCCACUGCCAACCUAAUUCAACUGAGGAAAAGCAUAGUGCACCUCCAGUUACAUCUGUGCCUGUCUCCAGUCACUAUGGUGAUCCUCAGAGACAACAUGAUAAGAAUGAAACUCAGGUGGAAACAAAUGGAAAAGAGUGCCAAAAAUGCAAUUUGAUUUUUCAGGACCAAAGUGCCUAUGUGCAACAUCAGUUGUCCUUUCACCAAAGGAAGGCUAAAAGGCGCAAGGUUAACAAAUCUGGUGAGGUGGGAGUCAACAAAAAUGGAACAUUUGUGACUCAAGAACUUCAGCAGACCUCUGAAGAUAAACUGGGCCAUAUUGACCAUAAUGUAGCUGCUUCAAGAAAUCAAGGUCAAACUCCAGAAAAAGUGUCUGAUGAGACUAUUUCAGGAGAGUUAGGUGGUCAACCAUCCAUGGCUCCAGAGCCAGUUGGUUUUCGAGAGACGGAUGGCGAAACUGAACAGGGAAAAGAAUCUUCUGCUGGGGAACUUCUAUCUGGACAUUGUAAUGAUUCUCUUCACAAUAUGGCUGAUGUUGCUGAGCAGGAAAAAAGAUCUGCUAGAGAACCUGUCACUGGGCAUCAUGAGAACCUGAGUGACAAUUGUGUUGACCAUAAAAUCCAUGAUGGAGCAUGUCAUAAUGCUGAAGAGCCUCAUGCUGUUGAAGCUGCAAGCAAAUUUAGUACUGGUAGCCCGGCAAACUUUCACGAGAUUGACAGCUCAAAGGAUAUAGUACUUUCCAGCGCAGAUUGCACCCAGAAUAUCAGCAAGACUGACAAAACAUGUAACUUACUUGAAGAAGCUCCUAAUGCCACAAGCACUCAAAGUGAAAGCAAGUGCACUGAUGAUCCCAUGGGGUGUACUGAUAUAAAACCAUCCAAAAAAAUUUCUGAGCCAUGUGACCUACUGGAUGACAAAUUUAGUGGUUUUCCUGAAGGAUCUAAUUUUAGUGGUCAGGAGGAAAAUAACCCACUUUCUGCCACCUUGAAUGAGCCUGUUCUUAAUUCGAUUAAUAUGAAGGUAGACAAUGGCAAUGUAGAAUGUAAGUAUGGUAAUGCAGAUGGUUCUACUAGCCCUGAAGAUGGGAAACAUAUUGAGAAUCAGAUUGUUGAUUGCAGAAUUACUGCUCUGAAAGAUCAUGAGAUUAAUACUGAUGGCAGGAUAAGAGAUGUCAACCUCAAUUCAUGUUUAGAUACAAUAUCUUCUCCUGUUUCUGGUGCAAAUUAUGAAACAUCUAAUGCCCUGGAGGACAAAAAUAGAUCAUCAAUUAUUGCCCAAUGCUUUGGUGCUAGCUCUGCUCAUGACAAUGCUUGUAAGGAGGAAACUUUUGUCAACAACCAGAACAGUGCAUCCAAGGCUGAAAGCUUUGUCAACCAGAACAAUGACAUGAUGUAUCAACCUAAUUUGACCUUGGAUACUAUCUCCCCUGCUCAAUUGGAUUGUUUUACUUCUUCAUGUUCAAUGACAUCUGAAAUUAAGAACAAUAGCAACAGAUGUGAAGAUAAUGCCAAAGAACAGUUGGUGAAUCCACGGAACAUAACGAGCAAUGAGGCAGGUUUUGAUGUUGAAGCUUACAGCAAUAUCUUCAAUGGCGCUAUCACAGAGAGUAGUCUUGCCCAGCUGAAUAGUGCAAUACACAUGAAAACUGAUUAUUCAAGCUGCUAUUCAUUAUCUGAUCUGAACACACUGACUGGUGGUUCUGCAACUGAUGAAAUUGAUAUGCACAGUAUGAGGAAUACUUUUGUUAAUAGCUCCACCAGUCGAAAUGAACCAAAUGAACAUUGCACACUGGAUUUCGAUAUCAAGGGUUCCAUGCUUGAGGCACUGGAAAAAUCUGACAGCGACCUGGAAAAUCAAUACAAUGGCAGCGCUCGUCCUUGUGGCUCGCUCCCUGCAGCUGGCACAAGCGGGAGUAUAGAUGAUUUUAUGUCCAUGCAAACCAAUUUCGGUAGCCUGACCUCUUUGGUUCGUUCUGUUGAAGAUGGUCCAAUGAGUAGAAUUAUUCAAGAUCAGUGUGAUUUGCAGCUUGGAUUUGGUGUUCAGAAACCACAGAUGUAUCCUACCUUUGAGGAGCAGCUGAGGAUGGCCUCAGCUGGAGCUCCACAAUUUGGGACUAUGAGCAGGCAUAAUCAUGUUCCUGUACCCGAACCAACACUGAUGUUAGGUUAUGCGCCGCACAUUGGUAGCUGCCCUCCUGUCCAGAUAGGAUGGGACAUGUCCAUGUCAAAGAUGGUUGGCGGGUGUGUGCUCCAGUCGUCCGUCUGUGUAUGGUGCAACACUCAGUUCCAGCAUUUUGGCACCGUCGCCGAUCAGCAAGCUGAUUCUCUUGGCUUCAUCUGUCCAGCGUGCAAGGAGAAAAUCUCCGGUCAUCUUAGCAUGCUCAACAACAGUUCAUCACAGCUUUAGCAUUCGGUUUGGAUUGCUGUUUUGAUCUUACAGCCCGAUCUGAUACUGAAAGCGAUGAACCGUUGUUCUCCCGUUUAUCCUGAACAACUAACUUGUCUUGUCCACCUCUAGGUUCAGUUACCCUGUCCCCAAAUGGCACGGGUUAUCUAUGUAGGAAUGGUUACAUAUGUAUCCGUUUAACUUUUGUGCAACGAAUGAACGCUUCCAGAAAUAACACUUUUAACACCACAGGCCUAUAACAUGUUAAAUAAUGGUUAUCGUACUGUUGGUUCUCGUAUCGAGCAAUUUAUGUGCACUAAAGUGU